AUGAGAUAAAAGGAUGUUCAAGAUCUUUAGCUUGAUGAAAUUGGCCUCAAUCACUAGGUUACAUAUUCCAUUAAUGAAAAUAGAGAUGUUUUAAUAAAACAUUCUUCUAAUGGUGUUACUACUGAACUCAAGAGUUAUGUAGACUUUUAAACAAUCACAAAAUUCAAACAUAUCAACUAAUAAACUAAGAUGAAUUACAAUAUUCACUUCGAUAUCAUGUCAGAGAUUUCUAAUUAAGUAAACAAUUAGGACACUAACUUGAGAAUGUGCACAGUAUAGUUGGGAUAAUAAAGAUUUUAAACUAUUUAAAUUUAGUUUUAAUUAAUCUACGCAAUCACAUUUGAAUAUGGUUUUCAAAUUAAGGAAAAAGAAAUUGAUGAUGCAAUAGUUGAAAUUAGUUCUCGAAUAGAUUAGAUUUGUGUUCAAACUUAUAAUCAUGGUGAUGCCAAUUUAAUGUAACAAAUAGAUGAACUCCUCGAAUAAUACUAAGAAUUUCUAAAUUGA
This is a messenger RNA of Paramecium octaurelia, 504 nucleotides long. The record is from the annotation of a GenBank genome assembly. Lineage: Eukaryota; Ciliophora; Oligohymenophorea; Peniculida; Parameciidae.